CGCCUCCACGCUGCUGCUGCACUUUCCCGGAUCUCUCUCUCCUGCGCAGGUCUCCAUUCGCUUGUUGCUUGUGUUCGCGCUUCCAGGCUGCAGUCCGCUCUCACUGAUCCCCAAACUGUUUCAGUCGCGGAGUUUGUUAGUGCUGUAUGAGACUCUAGUUAUCCUUCUGCGAGCCGCACAGAGGCGGUCUGUUAUGAUCCAGUGUGGGAACCUGAUCUGCGCCUCCUCGCCGGGAGGGAAAAGCUCGCUGCCUCGGCGCGAGAGUGAUUUAGUGACACAUUAACAGAGUCGGAGUGUUUACAAGCGACGCAUAAAAGUCGCUAACCGAAUGUCACCUGAGAGACGCAGGAGGCACCAGCUUAUGGUUGAGUGAAGCUCUGAGUCUCUGCGUGCUGAAAUAAGCACGAGUUUAAUAUUAACAAUAAAAAAAAAAAAAAAAAGACUGAUCGGCCCUGGAGAUGCGAGUGAGACAGAAGAAAACGCACCCGAGGAUCCUGGAGUCCUGAUGGGCGGGUGGAGGAGCGCGGUGUGUGUGUGACAGACAAGCAGACUGCACAACUUUUCCGUGGACCAAAGCUUAUUUAUAGGGAUCAGGAAUAAUAAUAAUAAUAAAUAAUAAUAAUUCUCGGCCGAGUCGUGUCAGGUUUAGAAGAUCCGUCGUGUAGGAAUCGGAGGCAGAACAGGUUGAGGCUGAGCUUUACCAGGAGAUUCUUGGAUCUUUUCCGCUCCAUGUCUGCGCCACGACGCAGCGAUUCAGUGUGACUGAAGUUCGGCUUAGUUUUGUCAGCGCGAGCGCGAGUCUGAGCCCCGAUCGUAGGAUUACAGGAUUACAGGAUUACACACAUCUCCACGCUUGAUCAUGGAAAUCGUUCAUGGAUCAGAGCGCGGACGGAGCGGGGACACCGAGCUGCAUCCCGGAUCAGUGCGCAGCAGAGCCCCGGGAGCGCAGCGCUCUCAUCGAGGUCCUGCAAAGAGCAACAUCUACAAGGGGACUUCAGGCGGCAGGAGGACGUCGGAUCGCAUCUCAGACACUGUAAGAAGUUACAGGAGAAGGAGAAAGUUCGCACUGUGUGUAUGGAGUUACUGGGCGCUCCUCUGUCUCCAGAUCCACGUGUUGAAAGCUCAAGGUGACGUGGCCCCAUACUUCAAAACUGAACCAGGGCCUCCGGAAAUCCAUCUGGAGGGAAACCGGCUGGUCAUGACCUGUCUGGCGGAGGGCAGCUGGCCUUUGGAGUUCAAAUGGAUCCUUAACAACACAGAUAUAGCUGCAUUCUCCCCAGAGUACAAGUAUAUUAUACCAUCCCUCCAGCGCUCUGACAUGGGUGUAUACCAGUGUGUGGUGAGAAACCGAAUGGGCGCGCUGCUCCAGAGAAGAGCUGAGAUACAAGUGGCAUACAUGGGAGACUUUGUUGAAGCUGACCAGCGCAAGACGGUGACCCAGGGCCGGGCAGCCAUCUUAAACUCACCAGAUGUCAGCUCUUUUCCCCGGCCACAGGUCACAUGGUUCAGGGACGGCUACAAGAUCAUUCCCAGCAGCAGAGUGGCCAUAACCAUGGAGAACCAGCUCGUAGUGUUGGCCACGGCCGCGGCGGAUGCCGGAAGGUACUACGUCCAAGCUGUCAAUGAGAAGAACGGCGAAAACAAGACGAGCCCAUCCAUUUACCUACAUGUGGCAGUAAGCAAGAGGAAUCGUGGAUCACAUGAUUGGGAGGCCCCUGCAGACCCGGUAGCCCCAGUAAUAGUGAUCCCUCCAAGGAAUACAACGGUAGUGGCAGGGGUGAGCGAGGCCACACUGGAGUGCGUCGCUAAUGCACGGCCUGUGGACAAGCUGAGUUUGGUGUGGAGGAGGAAUGGUGUGGAGGUGGCCAGUGGAGUGGGCUCUUUCGGGCGCCGCCUGACCAUCGUUAACCCCACCACUGCAGACAUGGGUCUGUACAUGUGUGAGGCCUCUCUACUUGACAGUAGCGUCAAGCCAGCCGAGGCCAGAGCUUUCCUCUCUAUUAUAGAGACUCCCUACUUCACAGCCGAGCCCAGGAGGAAGAUGAUGGGAGAAGUGGAGAAAAGCAUGGAUAUCCCGUGCCAGGCUCGAGGUGUGCCUAUGCCCAAGCUGGAGUGGUAUAAGGAUGCAGUGCCACUCAGCAAGCUGAAUAAUCCACGCUAUAAAGUCAUCUCCAGCAUGGGACUGCAGAUCAGGAGACUGCAGCCUAACGAUGCCGGCAUCUUCCAGUGCUUUGCUAGGAAUGCGGCUGGAGAGAUGCAGGUCCACACCUAUCUAGAUGUGACAAGUAUGGCUCCAGCAUUCAGCACUUCACCGGUUAACAUCAAUGUGACCGACGGCGCUGUGGCCUCCUUCACCUGUCAGGUCUCUGGUGCUCCAAAACCAGCCAUCACCUGGAUGAAAGGUUCACAGAUACUAGCCAGUGGCUCAGUACAGAUUCCACGCUUUACACUACUGGAGUCUGGAGGACUGCAGGUGCAGCCGGUGGUGCUGCAGGAUGCGGGGACAUACACCUGCUACGCCGCGAACAGUGAGGGGGCGAUCAAUGCCAGCGCUGAUCUUACUGUUUGGAGUCGCACCUACAUCUCCCAGCCUCCUACGGACCGGCGUGUCAUCAAGGGAACGACGGCUAUUUUGGAGUGUAAUGCCAUACAUGAUGCUCGCGUGCACGUAAGGUUUGUGUGGAUGAAAGGCAGCGAGGUGGUCAGUCAAUCCAGAGGAGGACGGAUUAGCGUGCAACAAGGCUCUCUGCACAUCUCUCAGACAUGGUCGGGGGAUAUAGGCGAUUACACUUGUGAUGUGAUUUCGCUCGCUGGCAAUGACUCCAAGACCGCACGCCUAGAAGUGAUCGAGUUGCCUCACUCACCGCGGAACCUGCAGGCCAGCCUGAACGCUACAGACAGCCGCAGCGUGCACCUCUCCUGGAUGAGGCCCUUUGAUGGCAACAGCCCCCUGCUGCACUACAUUGUAGAGCUCUCAGAGAACAAUUCUCCGUGGAGGGUAUACUUGCCAAACGUGGAUCCGAUGCUGACGACAGCCGAGGUGACUGGUCUCACGCCUGCACGAACCUACCAGUUCAGAGUGUGUGCUGUCAAUCAAGUAGGGAAAGGACAGUACAGCAGUGAGACAAACCGAUUGAUGCUGCGGGAAGAGCCGCCCAGUGCUCCACCUAAAAACAUAGUAGCCAGUGGCCGCACAAAUCAGUCCAUUAUGGUGCAGUGGCAGCCGCCUCCAGAGCCGCAGCUCAAUGGUGUGCUCAGAGGUUACGUCCUCAGGUAUCGGCUGGCGGGGCUCCCUGGUGAGUACCAACAGCAAAAUAUCACCAGCCCUGAUAUCAACUACUGCCUCAUCACUGAACUCAUCAUCUGGACACAGUAUGAGAUCCAGGUGGCGGCGUACACAGGAGCAGGCCUCGGUGUCUUCAGCCAGCCUGUCGCUGAGUACACACUCCAGGGAGUUCCUACAGCACCCCCUCAGGACGUAGAGGUUAUUGCUGUCAACUCAACCACCAUCAGAUUUACUUGGAAUCCACCACCUCAGCAGUUCAUAAACGGCAUUAAUCAAGGUUACAAGCUAAUGGCUUGGCCUGAACACUCUCCUGAAGCCACCACAGUUAUGACCAUCACCCCCGAUUACCAUGGUACCCGUCAUCAGGGCUACAUCAGUGGCCUGAAAAAGUUUACUUGGUACCUCACCUCAGUGCUGUGCUUCACCACGCCAGGAAAUGGCCCUCGCAGCUCUCCAAAACUCGUCCAAACGCAUGAGGACAUUCCAGGCCCUGUAGGACGUCUGAGCUUUACUGAAAUCCUAGACACGUCUCUGCGUGUCAGCUGGGAGGAGCCUGUGGAGAAAAAUGGAAUCAUUACAGGUUACCUGUUGUCCUGGGAGGCACAGGGGCAGAAGGAAUCACGUGUCGAGCGCACCAUGUCCAAUAGCACACUGGAGUACAAGGUGACCGGCCUCACCUCUCUCACCACCUACACCUUAGAGGUUGCAGCCAUGACUGGUGCAGGCAUGGGCACACUCUCGUCUUCCACUAUUUCCUCUGGUGUGCCCCCAGAACUUCCUGGACCCCCUACAAACCUCCAAAUCUCCAAAAUCAGCCCACGAUCUGCCACUUUGAAAUUCCGGGCAGGGGAUGAUGGGAAAACAUCCAUCUCUAAAUGGAUUGUGGAGGGACAGGUGGGCAGCACUGGCGAAGAAGAAGAAUGGAAGGUGCUGUAUGAGAAGGAGAAUGAUCCAGAAGCUCAGGUCCUGGAGGUGCCUAACCUGACUCCAUUUACACACUACAGGUUCCGCAUGCGUCAGGUGAACAUCGUGGGCUCAAGCGAGGCGAGUGAGCCAUCUCGGGUGAUCCAGACUCUUCAGGCUCCUCCUGAUGUCGCUCCCAGCAGCGUGAGCGUCCGUACGGCCAGUGAGACCAGUGUGUGGUUCCGCUGGGUGCCUCUGCCGGAGACCGAGUAUAACGGGAACCCAGAGAGCAUGGGCUACAGGAUACGGGUGUGGCGUGCUGAUCAGCGAGGUGACGCCAGCACUAAGAUGGUGAAUGACAGGUUGGAGAGAGAGAUCACAUUGGAGGGCUUAGAAGAGUGGACCGAGUACCUGUUCCAGAUCCAGGCUUUCAACUCCAUCGGCCCUGGACCCUGGAGUGAGCCCGUAAAGGGACGUACACGUGAGUCAGUGCCAUCUGGAGCACCGGAGAACGUGACAGCCGAGGCCAUGAGCUCUACACGCAUGCUGGUGACAUGGGGACCUGUUCCAGAGCCGCAGCAGAACGGCAACAUCCUUGGAUAUAAGGUGCUGUACCGAGAAAAAGACUCGGGUACGGAGCCACAGGUGCAGCUGGUGAAGGGGAAUCUAACACAGUCAGUGUUACUGCGGAACCUGUGCAAGUAUGUGCAGUACGAAAUCCAGGUCCUGGCCUUCACACGCAUUGGAGAUGGCCAGCUCAGCAUCCCUCCUGUCCUGGAAAGGACUAAAGAUGAUGUUCCAGGCCCACCCAUGAAACUGGUGUUCCCCGAGGUGCGUCUGACGGAGCUCAGGGUGGUCUGGCAGCCUCCAGUAGACCCAAACGGCAUCAUUAUGGGGUAUCAGGUAGCAUACCGGCUGGAUUCUGGAGAUCCAAAUAAGUUCACCACGGUGGAAGUGGGCGCAGACACCACACAGUUCACGGCUAGCGGUUUGCUCCCUGAGUCUGCUUACAUCUUCCGCAUUUCAGCCAAGACCCAGCAGGGCUGGGGUACAGCCGCACAAGCUGUGGUCAUCACUACAGAGAUCAGAGAGCGGCCCCAGCCUCCACUGCAGCUCAGUGCACCCCAGGACCAGGUUCAGUCACGCCAGCUCAAGUUGGAGUGGGUGCCAGGAGGAGAUGGAUCUUCACCAGUUCGCUAUUUCACAUUACAGCUACGCCAACUGCCCAGUGAUGACUGGAUCACACACUCAUCCUCCAUUAGCCACAACAGCACCUCCUAUGUGGUGGACCGGCUGAAGCCCUACACUUCAUACAAGCUGAGAAUGAUGGCGACUAAUGACAUCGGUGACAGCAAGUACAGCCGAGAGACCGAUGCAAUUACGACUUUACAAGAUGUUCCAGAUGAGGCUCCUGUUAUUCAGACAGUGAAGCCCUCCACUACUACCUCAGUUCUGGUGCAGUGGCAGCCACUGAAGGAGGAGACCGUGAACGGAGUGCUGGUGGGCUACCGGCUGUAUUACCGUGAACUUCAGUAUGACAGUACACCACAGGAGGCCAAGAAGACCAUCAACAGCACUUCAGCACGGGCAGACCUGACAGCCAAAAGUACUGUGAAGACUGUGAGUAAUCCUUCCCUGACGGAAUUCGAACUCACCCAGCUGGAGAAAUACCAGCGCUACGAAAUCAUGAUGACGGCCUACAACAUCAUUGGCGAGAGUCCUGUUAGCGCUCCAGUGGAGGUGUUUGUAGGAGAAGCAGCUCCCUCCGUGGCCCCUCAGAAUAUCCAGGUCAACACCGUGUCAUCCACCCAGCUUGAGGUGCAAUGGGAGCCGCCCCCAGUCGAGACGCAGAAUGGCAUCAUCCAGGGCUAUAAGAUUCACUACUGGGAGAUGGACAACCAGAACGAAACGGAAAAGAUGAAGAUCCUCUUUCUGCCCGAGACAAGUGUGCGACUGAAAAACCUGACCAGCUAUACGUACUACAUGGUCAAACUGUCUGCAUUUAACGCGGCAGGAGAUGGUCCACUCAGUGAGCCCAGGAGGGGGCGCACUCUUCAGUCAGCCCCAAGUGCUCCUAGCUUUAUUACUUUCUCUGAAAUCACCGGCACUACUCUGAACGUGUCGUGGGGAUUUCCUGUGUCUCCGAACGGAGUUGUCGAGGGCUACAGGGUGGUAUAUGAGCCCACUGCCCCUAUUCACGGCAUAAGCAAAGUGGUGACAGUGGACAUUCGGGGCAGCUGGCAACGCUGGUUAAAGGUGCGAGACCUGACGAAGGGGGAGACCUACUGCUUUCGUGUGCAGGCCAAAACCGUCAGCUACGGCCCCGAGGCCGAGGCCAACAUCACAGCAGGACCCGUGCAAGGUUCUCCAGGAUCCCCCGUCAAAACAUCAGUCACGAAGUCUGGCUCUGGCCUGACCAUCCGUUGGAUACCAGGAGAUACAGGAGCUGGCCAUGUGACAGGCUAUGUCAUCGAGGCACGCCCUUCAGAUGAGGGAUUGUGGGAUACCUUUGUUAGGCACCUGCCCUCCUCCAGCACCUCCCACACUGUGAGUCUGGAUCGUUUGCGCCACGGAGUCAGCUACCAGUUCAGAGUGCUGGCUGUCAACGAGCACGGCUACGGCGAGCCAAGUGCGCCCUCUGCUGCCAUGUCGGCCCAGAUGGACACCCCGUUUUAUGAGGAGUGGUGGUUUCUGAUAAUCCUCGCUCUGAGUGGUCUGAUUCUGCUGCUGAUGAUUGUUUUUGGGCUCGUCUUGCAUGGACAAAACAAGAAGUACAAAAGCUGUGGAACAGGUAAAGCUGUGUCCACGGUAGAGGAGAGGGUCACACUGGACAAUGGGGGCUUCACAGCUCUGGAGCUGAACAGCAGACCUAUCCAUGUCAAGAGCUUCCUGAGGAAGAACGGCACCCGAUCCCCACCUCGGCCCAACCCUGCAGGCUUGCGCUAUUCAGACGAAGAUAUCUGCAACAACUACAAUGGUGCCGUGUCCACAGACUGCACAGCCCUUACAGAAAGAGCUGCAGAGCUGUCUGAAUCGGAGGCCACAGACAGUGAGUGUGAGGAGGAACCGAUCAAGCAUUCAUUCGUGAACCACUACAUGAGUGAUCCGACUUACUUCAACUCAUGGAAGCGGCAGCAAAAAGGCCUGAAGGAGACGCUUGCCUGCGCGUACGAGGAGUGCGACACUGGAGACAGAGAGGGCUACUAUCAGACUGUUGUGACCCAACACAGUGUUGGAGGAGUGUACACACCUGCUGGCCAGCCUGCACCAGGCUCACGUACUCCUCUCACAGGCUUCUCAUCCUUCGUGUGAUGCUCCCCGAGGAGCAGGAACCCUCUGCAGGUCUCUCGUUCUGGUAACUGAGGGAUUUGGGAAAAGGCACAACACGUGGGAAGACGUUUUUGCUGUACAUUCAGUAUGAGCACUACAAAGGGACAAUUUGAAUGUCCUCUCAGAAGAGUGACAAGAACUCAUGGAUAAGCACUGGAACCACAGGCUGAGAGAAAAAUAAAGCAGAGUGUAUUACUGUAUAUGUUCCUCGAAGGCCCAGACUUGAGUGGAGAAGAUGAGUAAAGACUUUUCAUCAGCUGGGGAUAAAACAGGAUGUUGCAGGGAACUCCUGUUUAUCUACAGGCUUGAUAACUGACACUACAUUCCUACAGUGACUGUUUAUGGUGACACACACUCACACUCGACACAAGCAUUCCUGCCGCUACUCCCUUUAUGGAGGAUUUUAACCUAGGGCAAGCACUCUGUAAUUACUAUAUACUUUAAACUGUAUAUACUGUCAAGUCUGAAUAAUCUCACUCGCCUUCAGUGUCUCUAUAUAUAUACACGUGUUCUACUUGUGAUCGAAAAGAUCAUGAAACUGUGACAAGUGUGAUGAGGAAGCACAGUGCAGUGGGACUCAGCCAUGACCAUAGCUCCAGAGUUUACUACACUGUCUACUCAACUGGAGCCCAUUAAUCAAAGAGCCAGCCUCACAAUCAGUCGUGCAGUGAUUCUUUGUGUUGCAUGUCAUCCUCACACACAACAUUACAAUUAAAAAUUCGUAUUGUUACCUUUUUAUCGGGCUGAACAACUGCAGUCACUUCAAAUACUUGUGGGUUUUUUUUUUCUUGUUGUUGUUUUUCGUAUGUUCACAGAUUAAGCGUAACGCUAGACCAAACCAGCUUCAGAGAAAUCCUCAAAGCCUGGGUUAAACUUUGGGUGAAACUGGAUUGUUUUCAUUCCAGUCAUGGAGGCAACACCUAAUACACAAACUGUGGUUCAAAUGGUGUACUUUAAGUAAUGGAAGAUGUUAGUGUACUAUUAACACAGCGACGAUGUACUGAAAAAGUGCCGCCAACCUGUUCUAUGCAGCAUAAUGGGCGCUAAUUAUAAGCAGAAAGCUGUUCCUGUGGAGGCUUUUCUGACACAAUGAUGUGAGGUACCGGUACCACAUUUAGUGCAAAAUAUCAGUGUCUGAUUUGAGAGGUUAUUCAGGGUCGGCUGACGUAAAUGAGCUUAGACCACCUGUCUUUCAAAGAUUAAAGAAAAAGCCUGCAGGAUAAUGUUUCAUUUCUGCCAUGUACCUCAGAUUAUUUCCUAGGGAUUGUUUUGGAUUUUGGUGGAACCAAGCACAACAAUGAUUGGAAGAAUAAUACAUGGAAGAUUCUUCGAUUUAGUGUACCCCGCUUCACUGACACACCCGUAUACUUCAUCAGCAGAUAUUUAGAAGGCGAAUGAGGUGAAUUAUUUACUCUUAAUAGCUUUUCAAGGAGAAACUACAAAUAGAUAGAUCAAGCACACAUUGUCCAAAGUACAAAUUACACAAAAAGGACAGAUGACAGAAUUAUAGAGCCUUGAGACAUAAUACAUCACUCAGCCCUAACAGAUUCAGCUACUAAUAGAUAUUAGGUUUAAUAGCUCCUAUUGGCUAUCACAACCAGCUGUCGUUGAUGCUACUACAGGACAAACCUUCAGGUACUACAGGCACUACUUGAGUAUACAGUACGAUUGUAUGCCAUUUGAGACACAGGUGCAUUUCUUUCUGUUUUCUCUUUUCAAACACACCUGAUUUAACUCAUACCAGGUUUGAUUAGCCACUGAUAUGACUCACGUGUGUUUAAACGCUGUGCAGUACAAAACUGGUUCAUUACAAUGAGCUUUUGCACAUUAUUUACAUUAUUUACAGUGUUCUGGAUGAGAGACAUUGUGAGUUUGGGGAUCAGAAAAAGCCCAGGAUCACAUUUUUCUGAAACUAUAUGAAAUUUGAGCACAAAUGAAAACAUUUCAGUCGCUGGUUUGAAGAAGUGUCAUGUCCGUAAAUGUCAUAUCCUCACAAGGGGAUGUGUGGAACAUCUUUGGAUGUAAUGAUUGUGAUGGAUGGAGUGUGAACUUGUAUUUCCAGCGCUCAUAAGCCAUAAGGACAUAGCUUUCUUUUUUUUUAUUCUUUCAGUUGCUUUCUAUUCAGAUUCACUUUUCUUUCCUAGUUUUAAAUAUUUGCCUUUUUAAUUUUAUGUGCUAGAGAUGUACAAAGGUUAUUCUUUUUCUUUCUUUUUCUUUCUUUCUUUCUUUCUUUCUUUCUUACUAUAGUGCUGUUAUAGAGUGAUGCAGCACCAUUUGUAAUUUUCUUACUAUGUAUGAGGAUUUUUUAAAUGUUAUUUUAUUUUAUUUUUUUGCAGCUUUUGAAGUGGUGGACAAAGCAAAGUAACAUGUUCACGUUUAUACCUGUCAUUUCACCCCAGCACGAGUGUAUGUCUUCAACAUCCGUGAAGUAAAGGCAGUUUCCCAGUUUUUCAGUGAAAGUAAACGUUUACUACUGACUUAAAA
This is a messenger RNA of Neoarius graeffei (lesser salmon catfish), 10003 nucleotides long. It is a transcript of the gene sdk1a, whose product is annotated as sidekick cell adhesion molecule 1a. Lineage: Eukaryota; Metazoa; Chordata; Actinopteri; Siluriformes; Ariidae. The coding region runs from base 860 to 7501 and encodes 2213 amino acids. Gene Ontology annotation, biological process: cell-cell adhesion. Gene Ontology annotation, molecular function: protein binding. The record is from RefSeq and is a predicted model, not a curated record. The transcript is spliced from 46 exons.